AUUAACUAUAUUAACUAAUAUAUAUCAAAUAUAUAAUAUAUCUAAUAUAUAACACAUUUACUUGGUAAAUAAAAUAUCGACUAGAAAAAAAAUUGUAGGUUCCAAGCCACCACAUGGCUAGAAUCAUCUAUAUGUCUUUGUGUGUUUAUGUGUCUGGUCGGUCUGUCUGUCUAUCCAGAAACGCUUCGCCCAGCAUGGCAGUCAGCAGUCAUCAUGCUUCUAAAUCUUUGUCGGUCUUUGCCGGUCUUUGCCCGAACAUGUUCCGAAGCUGAACACGUGGGUAACGCAGCGGAAGCCACUGACCAAUGGCUGGAGAGCGGAUCUUUUAUAUGUUCAUGGCGUGGGCUUCCUGCGCCAGCAGUUUAUGUUAUCAUUAGGUGGGAGUAGAGGAGGUGUGUGACAAAGAUGGACAGCAAUGUGAUUUUCACUCCAGCAGAGAGAAGGUGCGCCCAGCUCAUCCCUGCGUUGGCUGCCUGGGCCGUAGAGCAUGCCUGGGUUCACCGGAUAGAGGGCAUCUUUGACGAUUAUCAUGUGGAUGUUUCGGGAGAACCAAAGCGUGCUCCGUACUAUCUUCAAGAUCAAUCGCUUCUUCCCCGACAAGUUCCCCCAGUAUCAUGGUUGUAGCCGGAGUUUGGAGACUCAGAUGAGGAAAACUCACCAUGAAUUUAAGGCACUUGCCCAGGUACUGGCCACAAAGAGGCAGGUGCGAGAGGCAUACCUCAAGGAGCAUUUGGAGGAGCAGUAUGGGGAGAGGUAUGCUCAGAAGCUGGAUGAGAGGCUGUUUCACUACCUCCAGGAGCUGGAGGCCAAGCUGCCACCCACCACAAACAUAGCGCGGGUGUUACAACAGGAGUGUCCGCUGGUGGAAGGAGAGGCGCUACUGAAAAACAUGCUAAGUUGCAGUUCUGCUUUUGUGCCGGAAGUGUUGAGGAGGCUGCAGCUGUGUGCUAUAUCUAUUUUCAGUGGCUCCUCUGAGACCAACCAGCAGUGCAGCAUGCCCAGGAUGUACACUGAAGUGGACCAAAGCCCUAAUCCACCCAUUGCCUAUGUUGGACAAUCCCUGCCUCAUAUCCCUACAUCACAGCAGACCAACAAUGGCACAGGCUUCAGAAUGACACAGGGAGGGGGUGGGGCUGGGUGUUGCCCCCCAUCUCCCCUGCAAGAACAGUAUUCUCAGCCGGGGCAGAGAAUGAACCAUUUUAUUGUGGCAGCAUGGGAAGAGCGCCCUCUACAGCUAUGUUCAAAGCACUGCAGAUGGGUGAGGAGUAUCUUACAGGAAUGCUCGGAGGAGGACAGGAGUCAUGGAGGAGGCAUCGUGAAAGACGGCAGUAGUCAAGGAGGCAUCAUACAGGAGAGCUCAGAAGAAGGCAGGAGUCAUGGUGGGGAUGUUGUGGAGGAGAGCUCAGAGGAAGGGCGGAGUUAUGGUGGGGGCAUCCUGGAGGAGGGCAGGAGUCAAGGAGGCAUCAUAGAGGAGAGCUCAGAGGAGGUUAGGAGUCCUGGUGGAGGCAUCACAGAGGAGAGCAGGAGUCAUGCUGGGGGCGUCGAGGAGGAGAAAAGGAGUCAUGUUGGGGGCGUGUUGGAGGAGGGCAGGAGUCAUGCUGGGGGUGUCACAGAGGAGAGCUCAGAGGAGGGCGGGGGUCAUGGGGACGUCACAGAGGAGAGCUCAGAGGAAGGGUGGAGUUAUGGUGGGGGUGUCGUGGAGAAGAGCUCAGGGCAGGGCAGGAGUCAUGCUGGGGGUGUCGUGGAGGAGAGCUCAGGGGAGGGCGGGGGUCAUGGUGGGGACGUCACAGAGGAGAACUCAGAGGAAGGGUGGAGUCAUGCUGGGGGUGUCGUGGAGGAGAGCUCUGAGGGCGGCAGGAGUCAUGGUGGGGGUGUCGCGGAGGAGAGCUCAGAGGGGGGCAGGAGUCAUGGUGGGGGUGUCGUGGAGGAGAGCUCAGGGCAGGGCAGGAGUCAUGGUGGGGGUGUCGUGGAGGAGAGCUCAGGGCAGGGCAGGAGUCAUGCUGGGGGUGUCGUGGAGGAGAGCUCAGGGGAGGGCGGGGGUCAUGGUGGGGACGUCACAGAGGAGAACUCAGAGGAAGGGUGGAGUCAUGCUGGGGGUGUCGUGGAGGAGAGCUCUGAGGGCGGCAGGAGUCAUGGUGGGGGUGUCGCGGAGGAGAGCUCAGAGGGGGGCAGGAGUCAUGGUGGGGGUGUCGUGGAGGAGAGCUCAGGGCAGGGCAGGAGUCAUGGUGGGGGUGUCGUGGAGGAGAGCUCAGGGCAGGGCAGGAGUCAUGAUGGGGGUGUCGUGGAGGAGAGCUCAGGGCAGGGCAGGAGUCAUGAUGGGGGUGUCGUGGAGGAGAGCUCAGGGCAGGGCAGGAGUCAUGAUGGGGGUGUCGUGGAGGAGAGCUCAGGGCAGGGCAGGAGUCAUGAUGGGGGUGUCGUGGAGGAGAGCUCAGGGGAGGGCGGGGGUCAUGGUGGGGACGUCACAGAGGAGAGCUCAGAGGAAGGCGGCAGGUGUUCGGUACAUGGAGAGUCUCCUGAUUUUCUCACCCUGCCCACAUUACAGCACCUCCCAGCUGGGCUUUCUAAAAGAAUUAGGCUCUCAGUAGAGAGUCAGUUCAUUCUGAUCCAGUCCAGGUAUCUGCAGCCCUUGGUCCGGCUGAGGAGGCUGACUGCAGAGGAGUGUAGGAUGACCACUGAUCAAAGCCAGUCUAAAGAGGAGGCGUCACUGCUGUCCUGUGAGAACACUCCUCCAUUCAUUUGGGAGGAUUUAUUUUUCACUGGUUCCUCCUCAUCAGACUCUGAAGGUGAUUCUGACUACAUCCUGUAG
Molecule: messenger RNA, 2806 nt
Organism: Brienomyrus brachyistius
Lineage: Eukaryota; Metazoa; Chordata; Actinopteri; Osteoglossiformes; Mormyridae
Product: keratin, type I cytoskeletal 9
Exons: 6
Coding region: 530-2806 (758 amino acids)
Source: RefSeq, a predicted model, not a curated record